AUGCGUGACCUCGAGGGAAACAGCGGCGGAAGAGCCGCCCAAGAUGCCGCCUCUGAGCCUCCCUUCUUGUCUCUUGACGGGAUCGCAGAACCCAAACCCAAAGCCGAUUCUCUCAAGGCCAUCGCAUGGAUGGUUGUCAAUACUCUGGCGACGGUCUUCAGCAACAAGGCCAUAUUCUCGGAGAAGCGGUGGAAGCAAUCUCAGCUUUUGUUUGCCUUCCUUCACUUCUUCAUGACUUGGCUUCUACUUUUUGCUCUCUCUCGACCACCAUUUGACAUGUUUGUGCCUCGUCGUGCUCCUAAGCUGCACCUGAUUCCUCUCGGUACCGCAAUGUGCUUCAACGUCGUUCUGCCGAAUCUAUCCUUGGCCUACUCAACCGUCACAUUCUACCAAAUUGCACGAAUACUGCUGACGCCAACGGUCGCCAUCAUGAACUUCCUCUUAUACGGCAGGACUCUUCCCAGAGGAGCUGCUCUCUCCCUAAUCCCCGCCUGCGUAGGAGUCGGUUUGGUUACAUAUUUCGAUUCCAUUCCAGUGGAUGACCAUGCCAUCAAGACGACCUCUGGGCUGGGAAUUAUAUUUGCGUUUACGGGCAUCUUUGCCUCUUCUCUCUACACGGUCUGGAUUGCGGGCUAUCAUCGGAGACUCAACAUGAACAGCAUGCAGCUUCUCUAUCUUCAAGCGCCAGUGGCCUGCUUCUUUCUCAUCUUCUUUAUUCCACUUGUUGAUAACUUUCCAAGCGCCAUGUAUAUGCCAACUCGACUGAGCACACGAGGGCUUGUUAUCCUUUCUACAAUAUUUGCUGCGCUGAUCAAUAUUUCGCAAUUCUACAUUGUGGCACAAACGGGACCCGUAUCGAGUACAGUUGUCGGUCACGUCAAGACCUGCACCAUCGUGGGCCUUGGAUGGGCCAUGUCUGGUCGUGCGGUCAGUGAUAAAUCCGCAAUUGGAGUUGUGAUAGCAGUAGCAGGCAUCACUUCAUACUCCAUCAUCAUGUUGAAGCACAAGAGGAUGAAAGCACAAGAAGAUGAAAGCAAGUAA
Molecule: messenger RNA, 1041 nt
Organism: Trichoderma aggressivum f. europaeum
Lineage: Eukaryota; Fungi; Ascomycota; Sordariomycetes; Hypocreales; Hypocreaceae
Exons: 4
Coding region: 1-1041 (346 amino acids)
Cellular component (GO): Golgi apparatus
Molecular function (GO): antiporter activity; nucleotide-sugar transmembrane transporter activity
Source: RefSeq, a predicted model, not a curated record